Salvia miltiorrhiza (redroot sage) is the source of this 2121-nucleotide messenger RNA. Its product is annotated as pentatricopeptide repeat-containing protein At1g62670, mitochondrial-like. Gene Ontology annotation, molecular function: protein binding. The transcript has a single exon. Lineage: Eukaryota; Viridiplantae; Streptophyta; Magnoliopsida; Lamiales; Lamiaceae. The record is from RefSeq and is a predicted model, not a curated record. The coding region runs from base 101 to 2041 and encodes 646 amino acids.
AAGGCAAAGAAAACCUUUAUUCUUCACAAAACCCUAUCUCUCCAUCUUCAACAGCGACCUUCCCCAAUUUAUUUCCAAUUCUUCUUUCAAUUCAUUCACUAUGAGAAUGAGGCGGAAUCACGCUGCCAUGAUUUUGGGAAGAAUUAUCUCCAAUUCUUCUUUCAAUUCAUCCACUCUCCCCAUUGCUUCUCUACACUCGUUUCUUCUCAAACCCAGAUUCAAUUUUGAUAAUCUCACCCACCAAAUUAGAUCCUUCUCCUCCUAUCCCAGAUUCGAUUUUGGAUCUAUACGUGAGCCCAAUGAUGCCGUCGCUCUAUUUCGGGAUAUGAUGAGAACGGAGCCGCUUCCUUCUGUUAAGCUUUUCUCAAGAUUGCUGAGUGCUGUGGUCAAGCUGAAACAAUACUCUGCUGCACUUCAUCUGUUCGACGAAAUGCUUCAAAGGGAUGCUCCUGUAAAUCACUACACGUUGAGUAUUGCAAUUGAUUGCUAUUGCCGACUGAAAAGACCUGAUUUUGGGUUUGCGAUCUUAGGCAUUUUUUUCAAGCGUGGGUACGAGCCUACUGUUGUAACCUUCAACAUUCUCGUGAAGGGCCUUCUGUUUGUUGGAAGGAUCCCAGAGGCAGCUAAAUUGUUGGGGAAGCUGUCGGCCUACCAACUGUGCGAGCCCGAUGAGUAUACGUAUAAUACUAUAAUUCAUGGGUUAUGCAAAGCUGGAGAUAUUCUACAGGCGAUUAAUUUGCUCUGCUCAUUGGAAAAAGGAAAAGGGAACUGCAAACCCGAUGCCUAUUCUUACAGCAUAGUCAUUGAUGGUCUAUGCAAGAACGGAAAGGUGGACGAAGCUCUCCAACUCUUCUCCACUUUGGGUGAUAAGGAGAUUUCGCCAGAUGUCGUGACAUAUAGUUCAAUAAUUGAGGGGUUAUGCAAGAUGAGAAGAGUGGACGAGGCCGAGCAUAUAUUGGUAAAAAUGAAGGAGAUUGAUGUUCAACCCAACAUUGUCACUUAUACUGCAUUGAUCAAUGGGUAUUGUUUACAAGGAAAAAUGGAGGAAGCCGGACGCAUUUUCCGAUUGGCAGUGAACUCUGGAAUCAAGCCCGAUAUCAUAAGCUACAUUAGCCUGAUGAAUGGGUAUUGUAAAAUCGGCCGAGUCGAUGAAGUUUCACGUCUUUUUACCAAAAUUGGCACUGAAGGGUUAGAGCGCAAUGUUGUUUGUUAUUCCAUAAUGCUAGAGGCGCUAUUUCGUGAAGGAAGAUGCGAGGACGGCUUGAAUUUGUUCGAAGAGAUGCAAUCUCUAGGAUUGUCUCUUGAUGUAAUGACUUACAAUAUCUUGUUGGAUGGUCUGUGCAGUGCUCAUCAUAUCACUGAAGCAUUUUCCAUAUUGCACGCUAUGGAAGGUAAAGGCAUCGUUCCAGACAUAGUAACAUCCAAUAUUCUCAUUGAGGGAUUGUGCAACGACAACAAAGUCAGAGAAGCAAAAGAUCUGUUCGACAAGCUUCCAUCCAAAGGUUUGCAGCCUGACAUCAUAACUUAUACAAUCCUUAUCGGUGCACUUUGCAAAGAAGGGCAGAUAGAGGAGGCUAAAGAUCUGUUCCAUGAGUUUCCAUCCAAAGGUUUGCAGCCUGACAUCAUAACAUAUAGUAUCCUCAUUGGUGCACUUUGCAAAGAAGGGCAGAUAGAGGAGGCUAAAGAUCUGUUCCAUGAGCUCCCAUCCAAAGGUUUGCAGCCUGACGUCAUAACUUGUACAAUCCUUAUCGAUGCACUUUGUGAGGAAGGGCAGAUAGAGGAGGCUAAGGAUUUGAUGACACAAAUGGUAAACAACGGUUGCUUGCCUGAUAGUGUAACAUACAAUGUUUUUGUUCAAGGUCUUCUCAAAUCGAACAAGGCGCAAGAUGCAAUUCUGUUGUUGGAAGAGAUGGUUUCAAGGGGAUUCACACUUGGUGUCAACACUAUUUCGAUGCUGAGUGAACAUGUGAAAAGGGAAGGUAAAGAUAGUGUUCUUUUUAAUAAGGUUAAGACAUUUAUACCAAAAGACAUAUUUGAUUGAUAGAACUCCAAUUUGUCUAGUUACUUGACAAGCUUGUUUGUACCAAACAUUUCAACUUAAUGAGAGUUGAACUUGAGUAA